AUGUUUUAUAAGGCUGUUUCCGAUAAAAAAUGCACUCCCUCUCCUUUACGCAAAUGCUCACAAUAUCAUGUUCCUAACACUUACUUUUCGAAGCAACCCCUAGAGCGAUCAUUCGAGCCCAUCGAGAAACAAAAGACAUUGAAUGAUGAGUAUAACGAAAUCCAAAGAUUACAAUAGAUUAUCGAACAACUAAAGGAUGAAAAUGCUUAUUUGCGUUCUGCGUUACAACAAUAACACCUACAAUUUUAAUACGAAACCCAGUAGUUGAAUUAGUAAAUAGUCAAUAUGCAAUCAGAGUAACAAUCACUAAAAUUGGCAGUGAUCGAUCCAACUCUACAAAACAAUAAGAUGAUCUCAUAUAUUGAGGAGUUGUCAGCCUAGCAUCGAAAUCUCCAAGUUCUAUACCAAGACGCAUACUUACAAUUGCAACAGGCAGAUAUCUAUUCCAAUUAAAUUAUGCUACUUCAGAAAGAAUUGAAAGGCAAGGAGGAUGAAAUUUAAAUACUUAAAAAUGAACUGUAAAUUACUAGCAAAACAAACACGGAGUAAUCAGAAAACCAAAUAAUUUAUGACUUUCUCAAAAACAUUAAAUAAUAGUAUAAUGAUGAUGAAUGCAGAUCAGUACAUUUAUAUGAUUGA
Paramecium octaurelia is the source of this 639-nucleotide messenger RNA. The record is from the annotation of a GenBank genome assembly. Lineage: Eukaryota; Ciliophora; Oligohymenophorea; Peniculida; Parameciidae.